CACCUACGAGCUGAAGAACUGGAGCAACUCGACCUGCUUGAAGCUGGCAGUCUCUUCGCACCUGCGACCCUUCGUGGCACACACCUGCACCCAACUCCUGCUGUCUGACAUGUGGAUGGGGCGACUAAACAUGCGCAAGAACUCCUGGUAAUUCUGAGCAUCCUAGUGCCUCCUGCCAUCCUUCUGUUGGAAUACAAGUCUAAGGCCGAGAUGGCGCACAUCCCACAGAGCCAGGACGACCACCAGAUUACCAUGGAGGACAGCGAAAACAACUCUCAGAACAUUGGGGAUGACAUCCAAAUGGAUGUAUUAAAGGAGACCAGAUCCAGUGAACCUGUGGACACAAAGAAUGACAUGGAAACACACGUCCGCACCCGAAAGCUGCCAUUAACCAGGAAAAUCUACGCUUUCUACCAUGCUCCCAUUGUCAAGUUCUGGUCAAACACGGGGAUCCGUUUCCCCGCAACACCUUUGGCUGAAAAGCUAAGGGAACACACACAA
Corythoichthys intestinalis (scribbled pipefish) is the source of this 501-nucleotide messenger RNA. RefSeq names its product transient receptor potential cation channel subfamily M member 7-like. Gene Ontology annotation, biological process: calcium ion transport; monoatomic cation homeostasis; monoatomic cation transmembrane transport. The record is from RefSeq and is a predicted model, not a curated record. The transcript is spliced from 4 exons. Gene Ontology annotation, molecular function: calcium channel activity. Lineage: Eukaryota; Metazoa; Chordata; Actinopteri; Syngnathiformes; Syngnathidae. The annotation marks the transcript as partial. Gene Ontology annotation, cellular component: plasma membrane.